AGAAACUGACCCAAUUUUUUUCUUCAUGGGUAGAAAUAUGACACCAGCUCCUCUUCUGCCAGCUCUCAGCCUGGGCUCUUUUCUCAAACGACUCCGUCUUUGCUGUGCACAUUUACACCAAAUGCCAAGCGCUUGAACAAAACACACAUCUGGCUCUUUUUACACGUGGAUUUUUCCUGCAGCAACAAGUUCUUCACAAUUCCCCAAAACAACAAACCGGCGAGUGUUUUAUAGCGUAAAGAAAACUAAACAGACACUUGGAGUUUUUUAAACUUGUUUUUUUUUCACCCUGGACGUCGGCUUUGUAUUCAGUACACAUUGGAAAUAGUUGUAUUUAUCAUCAUCCCGUUUGGACUUCAGACUGAUGUGUGAGUAAAGACUGCGUCAACAUCCGCUAAACUUCUCUUCUUUGUGUGCAUCCUUCCCUCAGGAUCUCUGAAAAGGCUCUUCUUUCAAGGCUCGACUUUGGGGAUAAUGUAAAUAGCCGUUUCCAAACUAAGGAUUGAUGUUUUUGCAAUAAGAAAGCAAUGGCACGUUCGGUAGUAAAAUUGUGUCUAGUCGUAUUUUUCUUUGGACUUUUGUUGUUCACGCUUCCAUCCGCGAGAGCCGAAGAAGAUGUGGAGGAGGAGAGAUCAUGUCAGGGCGCUUUUGACUUGUAUUUCGUCCUUGACAAGUCAGGAAGUGUCAAACAUCACUGGCAAGAAAUCUACUCGUUUGUUGAACUUUUGGAACAGAAAUUCAUCAGCCCGAUGCUGCGAAUGUCCUUCAUCGUGUUCUCGACCAGAGGAAACACGAUCAUGAGACUCACAGAAAACAGGGAGACCAUAAGAAAAGGCCUUAACGUUCUGCGGCGUGAGAUUCCUGGCGGAGAUACGUUUAUGCAUCUUGGUCUAGAAAAGGCAAAUGAGCAAAUAUACCAGGAGAACUAUGGAACUGCUAGUGUCAUAAUAGCAUUGACAGACGGUGAGCUUCAAGAACAUCAGCUGAUAGCAGCUCAACAAGAGGCUGCACGAGCUCGGACACUGGGUGCAAUCGUGUAUUGUGUUGGAGUGAAGGACUUCAACGAAACACAGCUGGCGACUAUAGCAGACACCAGUAAACACGUGUUUCCAGUUUUGGGAGGAUUCCAGGCUCUGAGAGGAAUGAUCGACUCGAUCAUUAAGAAAUCCUGCAUAGAGAUUUUGGCAGCGGAGCCAUCCAGCGUAUGUGCAGGAGAGUCGUUUCAGGUGGUGGUGAGAGGAAACGGCUUUCGGCACGCCAGAAACAUCGACCAGGUCUUGUGCAGCUUCAAAAUCAACGACACAGUCACUCUCAAUGAGAAGCCGGCGAGUGUUGAAGACACGUUCCUGCUGUGUCCUGCGCCUGUUAUAGAUGAAGUCGGAAAGGUGGUUUACCUGCAGGUCAGCAUGAACGAGGGUCUGUCUUUCAUCACCAGCUCCGUUCACAUCACCACCACUGAGUGUUUUGACGGGACGAUUCUCCUGAUCACGCUGCUGGUGUUGUUCCUCUUGUUGGCUCUGCUCUUUAUGUGGUGGUUUUGGCCGCUCUGCUGCACUGUAGUGAUUAAAGAGCCUCCACCUCCUCCUCCUCCAGAACCUGAAUCUGAUGAUGAAGACGGGAUGCCCAAGAAGAAAUGGCCCACAGUGGACGCUUCAUAUUACGGCGGUCGAGGAGUCGGGGGAAUUAAACGAAUGGAGGUUCGCUGGGGAGGCAAAGGCUCCACCGAGGAGGGAGCGAAGCUGGAGAAACCCAAAAACGCCGUCAUAAAGAUGCCGGAGCAGGAGUUUGAACCCUUUGAACCCAAGCCCAGAAAAUCAGACCACAGGAAGCCGACUCAGAACAGGAAGUGGUACUCGCCCAUCAGGGGUAAACUGGAUGCCAUCUUGGCUCUUUUCCGCCGUGGAUAUGAUCAGGUUUCACUCAUGAGGCCGCAGCCAGGAGAUCAUGGUCGGUGUAUCAACUUUACACGAGUGAAAGAAGAAGCAGCCAAAGCUCAGAGUCCUCCUCCACCUCCACCAGACUACCAGCAGGUUGCCAGUCCCAUCACAACACCUCCAAACAGCCCGCCUCCGAGAGGACCACCGCUUCCCCAGCCUCCACCCGGCCCACCGCCCGCCCGCCUGCCACCCGGACCACCUGGACCCCCUCCAGCACGUGCGCCGCCCAGCCUCGACAGCAGACCCUGAGACUCAUCCAGCCUCCAGCACCACCCAGAAUAAAAAAACAUGGUAUUUAUGGGCCAGGUUCCAUUAGGAAGUGGAGUGUAGUUUGUUGCUGGACAGCAAAAACAAAUGUACGAAAACAAAAAGAAAUGUUGUGACAAAAAAUUCAACUACUGAGUUUUCCAUUUCCAUAGUGCUCCCUUUUUUCUCUUUCAUUUUAUAUCAAGGCUGCACAAAUUAUGGUAAUUAUUCUGGCUGCAUUCAUUUGCAAAGCUUCCAGAAUCUUGCAGAAAAUGUCCAAAAUGAGCAGUGGUAGGUGCGUCGAUAAUAUUGUACAGCAUCUUUGAUUUACUUUUUAUUUUAUUUUGAUCAGAAUCAUUGCAACACAGGCUCAUUCUGAAAACGUUGCUCUAUAUAUAUUUCUGGAGAUUGUGAAUUAUGUAGCCAGAGGUACGUAUGGCUGCAUUUCAUCUUUAAAAUGAAUGCUACGGGGCGGCUGUUCCUUUUCGCGCUUAAUAGCUGACCGCUUACCACUGUGUGGACGACUUUCUGGCUGUUGCUAGAUUGUCCAGUUAGCUCACCAUGUGCAUAGGUGGACUUGAGAUGCAGAGAGAAGAUGACCACAAUGACGGGGUUUGAGUACGGUGAAGAACGAUG
Molecule: messenger RNA, 2819 nt
Organism: Danio rerio (zebrafish)
Lineage: Eukaryota; Metazoa; Chordata; Actinopteri; Cypriniformes; Danionidae
Source: RefSeq, a predicted model, not a curated record